Fragaria vesca subsp. vesca is the source of this 835-nucleotide messenger RNA. Its product is annotated as probable glutathione S-transferase parC-like. The record is from RefSeq and is a predicted model, not a curated record. Gene Ontology annotation, biological process: glutathione metabolic process. The transcript is spliced from 2 exons. Gene Ontology annotation, molecular function: glutathione transferase activity. The coding region runs from base 157 to 819 and encodes 220 amino acids. Gene Ontology annotation, cellular component: cytoplasm. Lineage: Eukaryota; Viridiplantae; Streptophyta; Magnoliopsida; Rosales; Rosaceae.
AGCACUCACUUGCCUAGUACUGUAAUCCGAUCCUUUCUUUCUUCUUCAGUCUUUUAGUUUAACUAGCAACCAAGCUCAUAUACAAAAAAAAAAAAAAACAAACUAGCAACCAAGCUGAUUAAGCAAGGUAAGCAGAACAAGUUUGCGAUAGUGUCAAUGGCGGAGGAGGUUGUUCUUCUGGGCUUCUGGUCGAGCAUGUUCGCCAUGAGACCCAGAGUUGCUCUGGCGGAGAAGGGCGUGGAGUAUGAGUACAGAGAGGAAGACUUGCCCAACAAAACCUCACUGCUUCUGGAGAUGAACCCGAUCCACAAGAAGGUCCCAGUUCUUAUCCACAACGGCAAACCGGUCUGUGAGUCGGUCAACAUCGUCCAGUAUAUCGACGAGGCUUGGAAGGACAAAGGUCCUACUUUGCUUCCCUCCGAUCCUUACGAGAGAGCUCAGGCCAGGUUCUGGGUUGAUUACAUUGAUAAAAAGUUAUAUGAAGCUGGGAAGAGUAUAUGGUCCACAAAGGGAGAAGAACAAGAAGCAGCCAAGAAGGUUUUUCUUGAAAUCCUUAAGCUGCUGGAGGGAGAACUUGGGGACAAGACGUACUUUGGGGGAGUGAGCUUCGGGUUCGUAGACAUCAAUCUUGUCACAUUUUACUGCUGGUUUUAUACCUAUGAGACCAUCGGAAACUUCAGCAUAGAGGCAGAGUGCCCCAAACUAAUUGCAUGGUUCGAAAAGUGUAUGCUGAAGGAGAGUGUCUCCAAAACUCUUCCAGACCCAAAAAAGGUGUAUGAAUUUUGCCUUUUCUUGCAGAAGUAUUAUGGUGUGGCCUAGACAUCCAGUUGAAGAG